UGGGAACGUUGAUGAGGAGGGUUUCAAAACAAACCGUUUCGAUCGUUUUGAUGAAUUUCGCCGCCGCCGACAUUUCGUGUGCUUCUGGGUAGCCUUUGAAAUGACAGUUGCUUCCAUUUUUAACCACCUUACCUUGACAUAAACGUAAUUGUAAUUUCUGUCAUUUUUUUUUUUUUUUUUUUUAACGUUUUGGAAAAUACUAACACAGUGCAAACAGUUAUAUAGCUCUGAUGCAUUCUUUAAAAGUGCAAUUUUUAAACGGCAUAAAUAUUCCUAAACCGUUAACUGGGCUAUGAUUAAUUUCGUUUUUGUCGAUGCAUUUGACAUUUCUGGCUCGAAAAAAAAUUAUCGCGUGCUUAAGUAGCCUGCACAAUAUUUGUGAAUGAAAGCGGGACAGAUCUAAAUGUUAGUAAGGGAGCGUGGGGCGCACACCAAUAACAACUCCUGCAUCGACGUGACCGAAUCACAGUCUCAUUCAAAAAAUCCGCAGAGUGGAGAGAGUGUCAGAGCGGAAGAAAUAUGAAUAGAAGACUCUAAACAACAACAACAACAACAUCUGGGACCGUCGUGACACACGCGGGCAUCACAGCGCUCCUGAAUGAGAAACCCUGCAGUGGGGAGAAUUUAUCCACUUCCACCCAAAAGGUCGUAUUUUCUCCUGUGGUGUCUGUGUGGAGCGUACCACACACCCACUCCACAACAACGACGGCUUUUGCUUGCAUCUUCCAGUGUUUCUUCUGUCAGCAAGUUCAGCAGAGCUGCAACUCGUCCAGCGCCAGCCCGGAGGAACCAAGUGAGGAGAACCACGACUGUGAGAUGGUAAAAAUGACAAAGUCCAAAACCUUCCAGGCUUACCUGCCCAACUGUCACCGAACCUACAGCUGCAUCCACUGCCGGGCACACCUCGCCAAUCACGAUGAGCUCAUCUCGAAGUCAUUCCAAGGCAGUCAGGGACGAGCCUACCUCUUUAAUUCAGUUGUUAAUGUUGGUUGUGGUCCAGCAGAGGAGAGGGUUCUUCUAACAGGUUUACAUGCUGUGGCGGACAUCUACUGUGAAAAUUGUAAAACCACUCUGGGCUGGAAAUAUGGAUACUUGAUGACGUCAUGGAGAUGCUGUCUGUUUAAGAAGAGGGUGGGCAUGUUGAUUGUUGUACACAUUGAGGAAGGCCUAAGCACAGAAACGAGCAUGCAUUUGAGAGCAGUCAGAAAUAUAAAGAAGGCAAGUUCAUCAUCGAGCUGGCUCAUAUGAUCAAGGAUAAUGGCUGGGAGUGACCUUCACCUACUUCCUCUGUGCUUGGUGACCUUCAGGCUGCUCUGUCGUGGACUUUGCCGAGUGACACCACACUUGUACACGUACACAAAUGAAAAACGCACAGACACGCACGCACACACAUCGCCGUCUACCUUGACACAACCAGACAUCUCCAUCGGCUCAUCACAAAAACUCAAAGGCUCAGAGUUGAUGGAACGUGAAUAAAGACAUCUGCGGUCACUGACAGACUCUCCGGGACCUUUCCCGAGAUGUACAUGACACACUUUGGGAUUCAAACCUACUCCCUACUGGUUUCGGUGUGCUCGGCCCUUGUGUAACCGCUCCUGUAAGCUGUUAACAGUAUCCAGGUGCCACUGUCUCACUUUUUUCUUGUCUUUUUUUACAUUUUCCUCUCUUUGUGAAUAAGCAGGAGAUGACGAGGGCGUGCGUUUCAGUGUGUAUAAUUUCCUUUUUGGUGGGAGUCUUCAAAUCCUUCUUGGUGGGACUGAUGUUACUGGUUAGCAUUUUCUCCUUCUCCGAGUCAGGCCUGUUUUGAUUGUGCUCUUUCCUUUUCAUGUUGGUAUAGCAACAGACACGGAUUGACCUGACGCGUUAUAAGAGUUGGGGUUUGUUGAGGGGUUAGGCUAUGUAGCAGUAUAUCCCGGGAGGGUUUUGGGCGGGGAUUCAGCAUUGCAGUGGCAUGACUUUUUGUAUUUAUGGCGAUCCUUGUUUUAUUGCAUUUUAUUUCCGAUUCAAAUUAUUUUUUUUCUUCUUCCUUGGAUGACUUCACUGUGCAAUUUUGAGACACUCUGGUACAGCAGUAGCGUCUAAACCCCUACAUGAGCUUUAGUUUGUCGUUUGGUGCUUUUUGGUGAAAUUACACAAACAUACAUCUAUUAGCAUUGAGUUGGCAUUUGUGGCAGGUUCCAUUUUUGCAACUGUACUAAAGGUGAAAGAUUUUGCUGUGUCCUCAGAGCAAUGUUUGUGUUAUGUUUUCAUCCCCCCCCCCCCCUUCUUGCCAAAUAACGAUGACAAGAUUUUACAAAACUAUUGUUGAUGUUAUAACAAUCAUGUGUAUGUUCAUUGAUAUGUGUAAUUUAUGUGUUAAACCACACGUUUGAACAUGCACAUGCAUGUUAGCUCUGUGUGUUUUUACGCAUUAUGUUUAUGGCAUACUUGAAUGAGUUACUUUGUUUGCACUUUGCAGAGGCCUUGUUCAUGGGUUUAGAGGCAAAAGUCUGUCCAUUUUAUGGCCUUUUCCUUUGAUAAUUCAAUGAUUGUAUUAGAUGCUUUGAAUGAAUUUGCGGGGUUGGUUGAUUGCUGGCUCGAUCAUCUCCCUCUAGUCUAAAAAAGACAAACAUCUGUUGCUUUCUAUCGCAGACUUUUGGGCAAACCUGUACCUUAACACACUAGAAAAUUCAUCCGAUUUGAUUCAAGCAUCAAAUUACAGUAAAAAAAAAAAACAACACCUUUCAAAGAGGAAUCUUUGAAUUACUGUUACACAAUUAUUUUGCUGCUAAUAGAGUAAAUGCAAUCCCAAGCUUUCACUUUAAACUUCUGCACUUUACCAGACUUUUUUUUUUGUAGCUAUUCUCUCCACAAUUUUGCCUCUAAGCAGCAUGAAUCUUGUGCCUCUUCAGACGAAAAAAGAAAUCCCUCUCCUCUGUUGUGCAGCGCAUGACUCUGAGAAAACCCAGUACAUCUACUGAAGCUCUGCUGGAGCUUCAAAAUGAUCUCGAAAACAUGACCUUAGGAGAACUCGGAAAGGAACCUCACAGAAUCUCUAUCCACUCAAAAUUUUAUAAAGAAGCAUAAUAUAAUCCAGUAUUUUUCAUAGUUAGAGAUGUUAUGAAACAGUGGUAUAUAAAGGGGGGCGGGGCCGUUAGAGUUGGAGGGGGCUGAGCUUGCUUCCUGUAGGUGUAAAAGAGAGGCAUAUACGUAUAUAUUAUCAAAUCAUAUUGAUAAAUAUUGAGGUUUUGACGUUCUUAAGGGCGGGUGGGAUGGUGGGCAAUAGUAGAUUGAGUGGCAAACCCUCAGUUAGCGUUCAUAAUAACAAGGUCAGUACGGUCACGUGACCUUUUAAAUCAAAGACAAUGCAAACAAAGUAGUUGUAGAAAUAUCUUACUUGAAAGAAGAUAAAGAGUUACAGACAAUACAUUGUCCCUGCCACACCGUUUUGUACAUAAAGUAACAUAUUUAAGGUUUUAUACAUAUUUCUACUGGGUUAGUUUCUCUACUCCCCGACUUGAAGCACUUUUGUUCACCGUACCUCUGGCUUUAUAUAUGUGUGUGAAUGAGAUGAGAGUGUGUAUGUGGAUGCAUGCGUUCACUUAUUUCCUUUUUGUUUAUUUGUAGCUGUUUUUGCCAUGAUUAAAUAGUUCCUCUGUGUUCUGUUUCCUUUCAACACUUUUCUGUUUCCUUUUUGCUGUCUCACGCAGAGUUUUGGAUUUGUGCUCUCUUAGCUUGAUGAUUUUUUCCUUUUUCUUUUAUUAUUAAAGUUGAUUUUCAUCCUUUAAUAGUUUCCUGUUAAGAGCUUAAUAGCAGAUCAUGUUUUAGCAUCAUGGUCAAUGGUGAGCUGGAUUCACCUGCCGAUAUUUCACAAUAGAAGCAUCGUCCCAGACCAUUUUACAAAAACAAGUUUUCCCUAAGACUCUCAGAACAAGACCAAGGCCAGUGUCAUUCUCGGUGUGCACCAAAAAAAACUACAUUGCUCAAUCACCUGGUCCAACCAAAAAGCAAGUUUGUGGCCAAGUGGGAAAAUCUACUUAUUUUGUGUUUUGAUUAUCUUUUACAGCAAUAUAUUGAUGUUUCUUUUUUUUUUUAUUGGCUGUUGAAAGAUUGUUUACUUCCCUUUUUUGCUGUUUCUUAUAGAGCUGUUAAUCAGCAGGAUUUGUAAUUCAAAAGACAUCUAGUUUAGGGUGACAUUGGUAUGCAAAGGAAACGAUUGUAAGUUUGCAGAGUUAUUUUCUUAGGAUUGUUCAAAUAUAAGGUCUAAAGCAUGUUGUAUUUAUAAUGACUAAGUCGUGCCUGGUUUUCUUCAAAGCAAAAAAAAAAAAAAGUUUUUGAUUACGUUGCUUUGCAUUCAGUCCUAGUUAAGAAAAGUCUGUUUUGUCUUUUUUCACUGUAUUGUAAACUAUCAGAUAUCACAAUAAAGCUUAAACUGUA
Myxocyprinus asiaticus (Chinese sucker) is the source of this 4416-nucleotide messenger RNA. RefSeq names its product yippee-like 1 (gene ypel1). Bases 817 to 1248 code for a protein of 143 amino acids. The record is from RefSeq and is a predicted model, not a curated record. NCBI's taxonomy places the organism in Eukaryota, Metazoa, Chordata, Actinopteri, Cypriniformes, Catostomidae. The transcript has 6 exons.